CUGCGAUCUGUUUACCUAUGUGUCAUCCAUUCACUGCGACACCGAGCAUCCUUUCUGUGUGAUACAAUCCGACACGCUUAAAUAACAUGAAUUCACUCACUGCUCUUUGUUUGUGCUGAUAAUGUCCUCCUCCAUCAUCCCCGCGUGAUCGACACCAUCACCAUGGCGUCUUCAAGUUACACCUGCAUCCAAGACAGCGCCACAGAGAAGGAUAAGCUCCUCUCCUCCGUGGCCGGCUAUGGGUCCCGGGACCUUCUUGGGAUUGGGAACCCUCGUCCCACUGCUCUGGUCGGGGCUGAGUCCCCUCAGAAGCAGCAGGAUGAGGAUGAGGAGGCCCUGAGGAGGAAGCUCAAGUACUUCUUCAUGAGCCCUUGUGACAAAUAUCACGCCAAGGGGCGGAAGCCUUUCAAACUGGGCCUGCAGCUGCUGAAAAUCAUCAUUGUGACUGUGCAGCUGGUUCUGUUUGGACUGAGCAACCAGAUGGUGGUGACAUUUAAAGAAGAGAACACGGCUGCAUUCAAACACCUUUUCCUGAAGGAUUAUCAGGACGGCGCUCCACAGGCCGUGCACACGCAGAAUGAGCUGUACAGCCGCAUCCACUUCGCCAUCGAGCAGUACUUGGCUCUUCCUCAGAUCUCACUGGGGCUGUAUGCGUACGUGUUGGGCCCCGGUGUGAACGGCAGUGCGCUCUCCCUCUGCCAGAGGUUCUACAGGAAGGGCACCAUCGACCCCGUCAACGACACCUUUGACAUCGAUCCCCAUGUUGACACCGAAUGCCUUGGACUGAAUCCACUGACUUACAGUCCUGCUCCAGGAAACAGCGACUACAAGAAUUUCACUCUCAAGUUUUACAAGCUGAUCAAUGUCACAAUUGACUUCCAGUUGAAGGCCAUCAACAUUCAGACUAUUAUAAACAAUGAAAUCCCUGACUGCUACACCUUUGCUAUCAUGAUCGUCAUGGAUAACAGGGCGCACAGCGGCAAAGUUAAGAUCCAUCUGCAGAACCAGGCCUCCAUAAAGGAGUGCAAAGACCCAAACGUGUCCGGACAUGCGGAGAGCUACGCUCGGGAGUUCUUUGACGUGCUGGUGGCGUUUAUCUGCCUGCUGUCGCUGCUGCUGUGCGGGCGCUCCAUCCUCCGAGGCAUCCUGCUGCAACACGAGUACGUGCAGUUUUUCAAACACAGACUUGGCCGCAGUGUGACCUGGGGAGACCGGAUGGAGUUCAUCAACGGCUGGUACCUUCUGCUCAUCGUCAGCGACAUGUUCACCAUCGUCGGCAGCUUCAUCAAAAUUGGUAUCGAGUCCAAGAAUUUGUCAUCAUAUGACAUGUGCGGGAUCCUGCUGGGAACCUCCACUCUGCUGGUGUGGGUGGGAGUCAUCCGCUACCUCAGCUUCUUUCAGAAAUACAAUAUCCUGAUUGUGACUCUAAGAGCUGCUUUUCCAAAUGUUAUCCGCUUCUGCUGCUGUGCAGCUGCCAUAUAUAUGGGAUAUUGCUUCUGUGGAUGGAUUGUGCUGGGGCCCUAUCAUGCCAAGUUCCGCUCCCUGCCCAUGGUCUCAGAGUGCCUGUUUUCUCUGAUCAACGGAGACGACAUGUUUGUAACAUUCGCUGCAACGGAGCAAAGUGGCACACUGGUGUGGAUCUUCAGCCAGGUCUACCUCUACACCUUUAUCUCGCUCUUCAUCUACAUGGUGCUGUCCCUCUUCAUCGCUCUCAUCACCGGAGCCUACGACACCAUUAUGGCUCAAACACAGGAGCAGGUACGAAUCACCGAUCUGCACGAGUUCAUCGCAGAGUGCGCGGACACGCCCAGCUCUGGAAAGUUCCGAGGGCCAGAAGGGUCGUCGUGCUCCUUCCUCUGCUGCUGUGAGUGGUGAGGAGGAGGAGGAAGA
Molecule: messenger RNA, 1890 nt
Organism: Cottoperca gobio
Lineage: Eukaryota; Metazoa; Chordata; Actinopteri; Perciformes; Bovichtidae
Gene: mcoln1b
Product: mucolipin TRP cation channel 1b
Exons: 13
Coding region: 163-1875 (570 amino acids)
Cellular component (GO): plasma membrane; lysosomal membrane
Molecular function (GO): NAADP-sensitive calcium-release channel activity
Source: RefSeq, a predicted model, not a curated record